Messenger RNA from Phasianus colchicus (ring-necked pheasant), 795 nucleotides. The record is from RefSeq and is a predicted model, not a curated record. Lineage: Eukaryota; Metazoa; Chordata; Aves; Galliformes; Phasianidae.
GGGGCUCUGACGGUGCCCCCCCCCAGGUGAGGAGCUGAGCUUCGCCGUGCGGUUCCGGCGGGCGCGGGCGGUGCCGGUGGACCUUUACUUCCUGCUGGACCUCUCCUACUCCAUGCGCGACGACCUGCGGCUGCUGCAGCGCCUGGGCAGCGAGAUGCUGCGCGCUCUGCACAACGCCUCCAGCGCCGCGCGCAUCGGCUUCGGCUCCUUCGUGGACAAACCUCUGCUGCCCUUCUCGGCGAUGACCCCCCAGCGCAGCCCCUGCCCCGCCGCCGAGCCCUGCGCCCCCCCCGCCGCCUUCCGCCACCUCCUGCCGCUCACCAACGACAGCGCCGAGUUCAGGCGCCGCGUGAGCAGCCAGCGGGUCUCCGCCAACAUGGACGCCCCCGAGGGCGGCUUCGAUGCCAUGGUGCAGGUGGCGGUGUGCCAGGAGCGCAUCGGUUGGCGCCCGGUGCGGCGGCUGCUGCUCUUCGCGUCCGACGACGUCUUUCACACGGCGGGGGAUGGGCGCCUGGGGGGCAUCGCACGGCCCUGCGACGGCCGCUGCCACCUGGAUGUGCACGGCGAGUACAGCAGCAGCCACCUCUAUGAUUACCCGUCGGUGGGGCACCUGGCGCAGGUGCUGUCGGAUGCCGACAUUCUGCCCAUCUUCGCCGUCACCGCGCCCGUGGUGCCCGUGUACCGGGAGCUGAGCCGCCUGAUCCCCGGGGCGGUGGUGGGGGAACUGCGGGAGGACUCCAGCAAUGUGGUGCAGCUCAUCACCGACGCCUAUGAGGUGGGGGGGGGUGGAGAGGA